CCCGAUGACACACAUCCUUCACUACCACAGCAGGAUGGCAAGGACGUCUGCCUCAAGUUCUUGUCUAAGAGGGGCUGCCCGUCAAAAGAUCCCAGUGUGUGCAUCUUCCAGAGCAGAGUUCAUUUCUACCCAGCGGCGAUUUCCGACCAGCUUCGCAACUUCAUUUCAUUCGCCGCAGGUUCGGCGGUGUGA
This is a messenger RNA of Phytophthora sojae, 192 nucleotides long. RefSeq lists its product as hypothetical. NCBI's taxonomy places the organism in Eukaryota, Oomycota, Peronosporomycetes, Peronosporales, Peronosporaceae. The transcript has a single exon. The annotation marks the transcript as partial. The record is from RefSeq and is a predicted model, not a curated record.